AUGUCAACUCUUGACAAGAGUACCGUCUUUCUUUCCAUCAAGGAUGAGGUUUACAGAAUUCCUGCUCUUUUCUAUGACCGAGACCAGAACACCCUGUUGGCCUUCGCAGAGAAGCGGAGGACUUCCAAUGAUGCCAGUUCAGAGGCACUGGUCAUGAAAACAGGAACAAUUAUCAAAGAUGAAUCCACUCACGCUGUGAAAAUCAAGUGGUCCGAGGCCAAAAACGUGGUGGAGAAGAAACAUCUGAAUGGGUAUCGUCCAAUGAACCCUUGCCCAGUCUACGACAAGACGACCAAAACCCUGUUUCUGUUUUUUAUCUGUAUUGAAGGUACCGUCUCUGAGGCAUGGCAGAGGUUUUGGGGCAUUAACAAGGCCCAUCUCUGCUACAUCACAACCAAGGAUGCCGGUGAAACCUGGAGUGAAGUCACCGAUCUCACCGACAAACUGCCUCAAAUGAAAAAGUGGGCUGCAUUUGCUGUUGGGCCGGGCCACGGCCUUCAAACCGAGAGCGGCAGACUGAUUGUACCAGCCUACGGCUAUGGCUCCUGCUCCUGCUCCUCUUCAUGCUUUUGUAUUUACUGUUUUUGUGCAAUUUCACGCGCAAUAUGCCUUUAUAGCGAUGAUAAAGGCGUUACUUGGCAAUUCAGCAGUAUGCUUGAAGAAAAAUCAGUUGAAUGUGAAAUGGCAGAGGUUUGUGACAACAAAGAAAACAGGUACAUCUACUGCAAUGCUCGCAAUGAGGGAGGGUAUCGAGUAGAAGCUGUCAGUGAUAGUAACGGAGAGGAUUUCAUCGUUCUUCCAUCUGCCGGGAAGCUUGUGGAAACAGGCUAUGGCUGUCAGGGCAGUGUGGUCUCCUUCCCAGCUCAAACUGGAGCUGCAGACUCCAGUCAGGACCCUCGUUGGCUGCUUUACACUCACCCAACCAGUCAGUCCAAAAGAGUGGAUUUAGGAGUGUAUCUGAGCAAGUGCCCGCUGGAUUCACAUGCGUGGAGCGAGCCCUGGAUCAUGAACCCAGGGCCCAGUGGCUACUCAGAGCUGGCUUACCUUGGUGAUGGUUGGUUUGCAUGUCUGAUGGAGUGUGGAGAGAAGUCUGAAAUUGAACAGAUCGCGAGCACCGUCUUCAGCUACAAGCAUGUCAGCCAAGGCACUGGAAGCUGAGCAUCCGUUGCUAAAGGUUGAUG
Messenger RNA from Nematolebias whitei (Rio pearlfish), 1181 nucleotides. Its product is annotated as sialidase-3-like. Gene Ontology annotation, molecular function: exo-alpha-sialidase activity. Gene Ontology annotation, cellular component: membrane; lysosome; cytoplasm. Gene Ontology annotation, biological process: ganglioside catabolic process; oligosaccharide catabolic process. The transcript is spliced from 2 exons. NCBI's taxonomy places the organism in Eukaryota, Metazoa, Chordata, Actinopteri, Cyprinodontiformes, Rivulidae. The coding region runs from base 1 to 1158 and encodes 385 amino acids. The record is from RefSeq and is a predicted model, not a curated record.